Messenger RNA from Cricetulus griseus (Chinese hamster), 3663 nucleotides. The record is from RefSeq and is a predicted model, not a curated record. NCBI's taxonomy places the organism in Eukaryota, Metazoa, Chordata, Mammalia, Rodentia, Cricetidae.
UGCGGACCGGCGUCUAGGCGACGACGGCGCUGUUCUCUUCCUCCGGCGGCGGUCGCUGCGGAGCUCAGCCCAGCCAGCCUGGUUGAGGAGCGCGCCCGGCUGGACUGGGUCUAUGGUGGCUCCGUGGGCCGCUCUGCUGGCUGGUGCUUUUGUAUCAGGGCCCGCAGUAUUCCAUGGCAGGGAACUUCUGGCAGAGCUCCCACUAUCAUCCAAGCAUUAGGUGAACAUCUUAAAUUAAGACAACAGGUUAUUGCUACUGCUACAGUCUAUUUCAAGAGGUUCUAUGCCAGGUAUUCUCUGAAAAGUAUAGAUCCUGUAUUAAUGGCUCCUACAUGUGUGUUUCUGGCAUCCAAAGUAGAGGAAUUUGGUGUGGUCUCAAAUACAAGAUUGAUCGCUGCUACUACUUCUGUAUUAAAAACUAGAUUUUCAUAUGCCUUUCCAAAGGAAUUUCCUUACAGGAUGAAUCAUAUACUAUAAUAUGAAUUUUACCUUUUAGAAUUAAUGGAUUGUUGCUUGAUAGUGUAUCAUCCUUAUAGACCUUUGCUCCAGUAUGUGCAGGACAUGGGCCAAGAAGACGUGUUGCUUCCCCUUGCAUGGAGAAUAGUGAAUGAUACCUACAGGACGGAUCUUUGUCUGCUGUAUCCUCCUUUCAUGAUAGCUUUAGCUUGUCUACAUGUAGCCUGUGUUGUACAACAGAAAGAUGCUAGGCAAUGGUUUGCAGAACUUUCUGUGGAUAUGGAGAAGAUUUUGGAAAUAAUCAGGGUUAUUUUAAAACUAUAUGAGCAGUGGAAGAAUUUUGAUGAGAGAAAAGAGAUGGCAACUAUUCUUAGUAAGAUGCCGAAGCCAAAACCACCUCCAAACAGUGAAGGAGAGCAGGGUCCAAAUGGAAGUCAGAACUCUAGCUACAGCCAAUCUUAAAACACCCUGAAGAAUCCUGUAGUGGACCACUUGGAAGUAAAGCAUUGGACAGUUUGAGUAAGGUCUUCAUUGGAAAUCAGAUGCAAAUGAAUAGCUUGUUUCUGUCAAGCAUAUUGGGAAUUGACUUAAUUUUUACAAAAUAAGUUUACCUUACUUAAUUUGAUUCUAGUGUGUAAUUUAUUAAGUCUUAAUCAUAAAAUUAAGUAAAGCUCUGAGGGGAACCUAUUUUAGACAUACACAGACAUUUCAGAGUUAACUUCUCUCACACAGAAACAAAUACACACACACUAAUAUUUGAUUAUAGUAAUUGAAGGGUUUUUUUUAAUUAAUAAUAGCUUUUUGUUUUGUUUUUCGAGACAGGGUUUCUCUGUGUAGCUUUGGAGCCUUUCCUGGAACUCGCUCUGUAGACUAGGCUGGCCUAGAACUCACAGAGAUCUGCCUACCUCUUAUAGCUUGUUAAAAAUUAAGGCAGAAAACAUGAAAUGUCAUUUGUUUAAAAUUCUCUUUGAACAUCGAGGGACCAGAAAAAAAAAGGACAUAAAAAGUCAGUAAGAGCCCCCAACCCUCCCCAGUUUAAGUUUAAAACUUUAUUUAAGAAACUAAAUCGUAGGAAAAAUUGGAAUAUUUUAGGAAUGCUAUUUACAAUUUGAGGGAGAUUAAACAAGAACUUACUGAUUUUUAAAAUGUGUUUUAUUCAAUACUUUUUGUGUUAUCACAGAAGAUACUUGCCCAGCCUGUUAGAAAAGUGCAAUAUGUAUAGUAUGCGUUUACAUUUUAAAGGUUAGAUUGACUUAUUAGCUGUUUUGAAAUGCUGGGAAACCUCAAAGAAAAAGUAAUUUGCAAUCAAUUCACAGUAAGAAUUUUUAAAAGUUUAAUUUGGUAAACAAUGAAGUUCAAAUUUGGUGAAGUUUUAAUGUUAAUCUUUAAUCUGUCCUGAAAAUUUUUAUUAUAUACACACAUGCCGGUCUAAUUUUGUGUUUUAGUGAGAACUGACAGAUGUUCUGCAAGUAUUCUGAGUGAAGAACCUAGUCAGGUUUCAGGCCAGUGUGAUACUGGCUCUUCUUCAUUUUCAUGAGUGUAGACUUCAGAACAGAUGCUACAUCUGUGAAACUGGUAUCUCUGAAACUUCCUCAAUUACUCAUUUUCUUCAGACUUGAAGAAUGACAUAUGAAACUUGGAGUAUUGGGAUAUUAAUGUGUAAUUUUGCACUUUUAAAAGAUAAGUCAUGAAAAAAAAUUGCUAAGCAUUGACUUCCUAGUUAAAAUUUGAAGAAUAAAAGGUUUAAGUUCUUCAGCUAUAUUUCCUAGUGUCUUGAAUUCAUUUUGUUAAGUUUGAUUUAGGUUUUCUGAGACUCUUUCUGCAUGUUAAAAGCCCCUGUGCUUUGUAAAGAGGUGAUUUCAUGUGGUUUAUGAAUAAUUGCAAGAAAAGUCUUGAUUCCUUAUGGAGAGGAUCAGAUGAGCUGGAAAGGAGACAAUACUUUGGUACCAAGUGGUACCUCCUAAGGUUGUUUAAGGAUAAGAAGCAAGAAAACAAGCUCUCUCUAGGUCUUAAGGAGUUUAAACUGAGCUUAGCUUGCAUGCUCGGUGAUUACUCAUCACAGUCAUUAGCUAUAGUUUUUAUCUUCAAGCUUUUUUUUUUGUAUAAUCUCUGUGCUUCAUAGUUUUCUUUGCAAUCUCUUAUUGUAGAAAUUUUUAAAUUUACGAGAGCAGACAAAGCAGUGUAAUAAGCCUCCAUGCAUGUAUGAUCUAGCCUUAGCAAUUACUGAUUUGUAGCCAAUUUCAUCUUAUUUCAGUUUCCAUACCAAUCUCUACUUUGCAUUAUUGUUUUGAAGAAAAUUCCAGAUAUAUUAUUUCAUCAGUAUGUACUCCUGAGAGGUAAUGGCACCUUAAAACACUAUAAAAGUAACAGGACUUUGAUAGUUUUAAUAUACUUUUGUAUACUUUACUUAAAAAUUAAUGAGACUAAUUAUCAAAUAUUACAUUAAAAGUUUUAAUUCCCUGCAAGUUGCAGAACAUUCUAUGUAUUCAUUUAUAAAUCCUUUUAGGUUUUUGUUUGUUUGUUUGUUUGGUUUUUUGAGGCAGGGUGUCUCUGUGUAGUUUUGGAGUCUAUCCUGGCACUUGCUCUGGAGACCAGGCUGGCCUCAAACUCACAGAGAUCCGCCUGCCUCUGCCUCCUGAGUGCUGGGAUUAAAGGCGUGUGCCACCAACGCCUGGCUAUAAACCCUUUUAGUUUUAUAUUCGUGGAUUCUUCAUGUUAUUAACAAAAAAUUCCCUGUUUUCAUUUAUUCAUCUUUUACGUUUCCCAUAGCCUAAAUUUUACUGUGGGCAUCUUUAGCACGCCAUUUAAUGUAGUUAUUUUUUUCCUUUGUAUGUCUGUAAAUUGGUAAUUGAAUAUGAAGGCUGAUUGCAUUGAGAUUCUUUUUGUUUUGGCUAGACUACUGUAUAAGAUAGCAGUCUCUUCCAUUAGUAAGUAAAUAGUGGCUGUUGCUGUAUUACCCACUUAUGAUAAGUAUUGUUUUUCAGAAUCAGUUACUGUCUUAGGCACACUGUCCAGUAUCAUAGCCACCAGCCACUUAGGGUUGGCUUGUCUGAAUUUAGAUAAUGCUAUAAAUGUACAAACAUGUUGGAUUUCAGGUACUUAUUACAAAGCAAAAGAAUGUUAAAAUCUUAAUUUGUUUAUAACCAGUGUGUUUUAAAUGAUAAUAUUUUGGAUACAUAGAAUUAAAUAAAACAUUAUUAAAAUUAA